CCCUUGGCUGCAUUUCUUCCUCUUGUUUUUGUUUCUUCGUUUUUUGCUUCUGGUCUCCCUCGGGUGCAACGGUGCCAUGUUGCAUCCUCCGGCGAUGGGCGGCAAGACCGCAUGGGGAGUGUCCCGGGACACGGUGCAGCACGGCACCGACGACCCCGAGGAGAUCCGGCGGCUGAAGGAAGCCCAGGGCUCCUUCAACCAGCGGGAGGAUGACCGGCUGCACCGGCUCAGGGAAAUGGAGAAGAACGCCCACCAGAUCGUUGAGGAGCGGAGACAGAGGAAGAGCAGCUUCGACCCCAUGCAGGUGUCCAAGCGGGGCGACGUGGAUGCCUUCAGGAAACAGCAGGAGGAAGCACUGCUGAAGAUGCAGGAGAUGAAGGAGCAGAAGCGAGCAGAGAAGAGGCAGAAGAGACUGGCGGAGAAGGGUGGGAAGCCAAAGAAGGAGAAGAAGAGCAAGAAGGACAAAAAGAAGAAGGACAAGAAGAAGGACAAAAAGAAGGACAAGAAAAAGAAGAAGGAGAAGAAGAAGAAGGGUAAGAAGAGAAAGAAGUCUUCGUCUUCAUCCUCCUCCUCCUCCUCCUCCUCCUCCUCCGAUAGUUCUUCGGAUUCCACCUCAAGUUCAAGCUCCUCUUCCUGAAGGCCGCAGGCCCUCGCCGACGCGCCGAUGCGCCGAUGCCGAGCGCCGCGAGGAAAUGGGCAGAGGGCGUUUGGCCGUCCCAGCGUGUUCAAAA
This is a messenger RNA of Effrenium voratum, 731 nucleotides long. Lineage: Eukaryota; Dinophyceae; Suessiales; Symbiodiniaceae. The record is from the annotation of a GenBank genome assembly.